AGUUCUCUUUCUGCCUCUCUCCUCCCAGCAGUCACCAUGUCCUCCAACAAAAAUGUGUCAACAUAUGAUGAUGAGAAUGAAUCAAAAUUUAUGAGGAAAGCAAAGGAGUCUCCCUUUGUCCCAAUAGGUAAGUGAAGCUGUACAAAAACUAUUUUUUUUACAUGAGCAUCAAUUAUGUUGGUGGUUUCACCACAGUGGAUGUUUUCCAUAGUGCAUGUUUGAUUGAAUCACAGUCAGUCAUAAAUUGUAAUCCACUUUUCCAACCCUGGUUCUAAGGUUAGAUAUCAUACACCCAGACCCAGUCAUCAUUGCAUUUCCCAUGUGUUUUUUUUACAGGCAUGGCAGGAUGCGCUGCAGUGGUCGCCUUUGGUCUGUGGAGGCUCAAGUCGCGGGGAGACACAAAGAUGUCCGUCCACCUCAUCCACAUGCGUGUUGGAGCUCAAGGCUUUAUAGUAGGAGCAAUGACAUUAGGUAGGUCCUAAUCCAAUAUGUGCUGUAUAACAGAUACACAGGCCCAACAGCUAAUAUCUCUUAAUCAAUUUACAAGGGCAACAUGUAUCACACAAGACAGUGACCGUGUUGUGCCCUUACACACGUACCACUAACAGAAAAUGAAACACUAACAUGACUGUAAUGUUUGUCUAUUUGUAGGGGUGAUCUACUCUAUGUACAAAGAAUACCUUGCCCCGAAGGACCCAGGUAAAGACAGCAAGUGA
This is a messenger RNA of Coregonus sp. 'balchen', 716 nucleotides long. NCBI's taxonomy places the organism in Eukaryota, Metazoa, Chordata, Actinopteri, Salmoniformes, Salmonidae. The record is from the annotation of a GenBank genome assembly.